Schistocerca piceifrons (Central American locust) is the source of this 771-nucleotide messenger RNA. RefSeq lists its product as uncharacterized. The record is from RefSeq and is a predicted model, not a curated record. Lineage: Eukaryota; Metazoa; Arthropoda; Insecta; Orthoptera; Acrididae. The transcript has a single exon. The coding region runs from base 1 to 771 and encodes 256 amino acids.
AUGUGCAUGUCACAGACUGACAUGUGCAUGUCACAGACUGACACAUGCAUGUCACAGACUGACACGUGCAUGUCACAGACUGACACGUGCAUGUCACAGACUGACACAUGCAUGUCGCAGACUGACAUGGUCAUGUCUCAGACUGACCCGUGCCUGUCGCAAAUUGACAUGUGUAUGUCACAGACUGACACGUACAUGUUGCAGACUGACACGUACAUGUUGCAGGCUGACAUGUACAUGUUGCAGACUGACACGUGCAUGUCUCAGACUGACACGUGCAUGUCCCAGACUGACACGUGCAUGUGGCAGACUGACACGUGCAUGUGGCAGACUGACACGUGCAUGUCGCAGACUGACACUUACAUGUCGCAGACUGACACGUACAUGUUGCAGACUGACACGUACAUGUUGCAGACUGACACGUGCAUGUCCCAGACUGACACGUGCAUGUGGCAGACUGACACGUGCAUGUGGCAGACUGACAGGUGCAUGUCGCAGACUGACACGUGCAUGCCGCAGACUGACACGUGCAUGUCGCAGACUGACACGUGCAUGUCACAGACUGACACGUGCAUGUCGCAGACUGACACGUGCAUGUCGCAGACUGACACGUGCAUGGCGCAGAGUGACACGUGCAUGGCACAGAGUGACACGUGCAUGGUGCAGAGUGACACGUGCAUGGCGCAGAGUGACACGUGCAUGGCGCAGACUGACAGGUGCAUGUCGCAGACUGACAGGUGCAUGUCGCAGACUGACAGGUGCAUGUCGUGA